AUGUCAUCGUACUACACCGAAAAGCACCACCACUCAAGGAGACGUGAACUUCCCGUCGCGGGGACAGUGCUGCGCCGAGUUGAAGUGAGGAGGCCAUCACUGGAGAAGUCUCCACCACCGGCUCCUGCGCCUCCCUCAGUCAAGGAACCCACCAAGGAACCUCCCAAGGAGCCAAAGAAAGAGGAGCCCAAGGAGGAAUCCAAGGAACCCUCCAAAGAGAAAGAAGCGGCAUCGCCGCCAGCUCCGGAGUGGUCCAAGUGGGAACCGAUCGAGGGGGCAGGAUGGGACGGCCACUGGAGGGCAAAGGCCACUGAGGAUGGUGGAUGGGUCUAUCAGUUCACAAAGGAAUUCAAAACAAUCUGGGAGCAAAAGCCCGUUGAGGCCGCUCCUUCAGCCAAGUCGUCGCCGGCGUCGGCGUCGGCGUCGGCAGCCGCCUCGGCACCCCCAGCUGGUGAGCCAGUGCGAUUUGAAGAGACCGCUGCUCCUGCUACUGCUGCUACUACUGCGAUUCAACCCCUCGAGCAGCCGCCACCGUCUGCCAACUAUGAAACGGCUGGUAGCGGUUGCGCCUGCGCGUUAUGUUACUACGAUGCUGCUGCUGCUGCUGCUGCUGCUGCUUCUGCUGCUGCUUUGAGUUCGCUGCAAGGUGACGUUGCCGCCCUAACACUCAGUGGGAAUAGAGACGCCAGCCACCUCCACCAGUACGAAUACACACAAGCAACAACAGCAACAGAAAUCCCUCCCAGCGCCGCCGAGCAAGGCCUCGUCGCCGCCGGCCAAGCAAGCUACCCAACCGCCGCCGUCAACCCAUCACAAGAAGUCUCCCACCGUCACAGUCCAGGCGCUGCCUCCGCCGCCCGCUCCAGAGGAAGCAAAAAAAGUAGUCGCCACUACUCUCACUCUACCCACAAAUCCGCCCAUCACCGUGCCCAUGGUCCCGACAAGGCCGCUCAUAAUCCGAAGGAAAUUGGCGAUGUCGUAAGCGCCGAGAAGGAGAAGAAGUACGACCCGAAGAGAAUCGUGGACAACUGGGUUUGGGAUCCCGGCCAUAGCUGGGGCGGGAAUUGGAUCAAGCUGGGCUUCCUCAAGAACAAGAUUCGAAUCUUCUCCAGUGGUAUUCGCUCUGGGUACCUCGCCCCCCUCGAGCGACGCGGGAUCCAGGGAGACCAGGCCGACAGAGAAAAAGAACCAGCCCAGCAGCGAUCCAAUGAAGCUACGGGCGGAACAGGUAACACCACUGAGGAGCGGAAGCACUCAACAGAGAGCCCUGCGACCCUGCCAUUACAAGGUGUCGCCCUACCAAGGACCCUCCGGUCGGAGCCCAUCAUUGUCGACACGAUAUCGCCCAUGAACCUCAUCCUGCCGCACCUGAGCCGCUGGACCUCGGAGAAGGCUGACAUCCCCUCGCCACCCGGCCACCCCGCCGUCGACAUCCCGCCGCACCUGCGCCACCACCCUCUCCUCACCAGCACACAUUUUGACCACGACGACGAGGAUGACGAGGACGUCCGCCACCCGGGUGGCGACGUAUCCCCCUGCUCCUCUCCCUCUCCCUCCCCCUCCCCCUCGCCCAGGCCUCCUGGGCUCCCGGCCCCGGCCCCGGCCGAGAACACGGACUUCAGCGGCUUCCUCUUCUUCGACAGCCCGUCCUCGCGGUCGAGCACAAGGCGGCCCUCGACGCGCGACAGCUCGGCGCCCCGCACGGCCCUGAGCAUGCCGCCGCCCCACCGGCCGCCGCCGCGCCGCCGGCACACGAGGGCCGGCGGGCAGGGUCGUAUUGGUGGUGAUGAUGGUGCUGCGAGGUCGAAUAGGGUCUCGGGGUCCUCUCUGUCUGGUGGUGGUUUUGAUGAUGGCGGCGGUGGUGGUGGUGAGGCGAACUCUGCGAGGCCGCCAUCGCCGCCUCCACCGCUGCCUGUGAGGGACGCCGCGAGGAGUAAGAGCUUGCAUAAUUCUGAGCGCCCGGCGGUUUGGAUCUGA
Messenger RNA from Diaporthe citri, 1977 nucleotides. RefSeq lists its product as uncharacterized. The transcript is spliced from 4 exons. The record is from RefSeq and is a predicted model, not a curated record. NCBI's taxonomy places the organism in Eukaryota, Fungi, Ascomycota, Sordariomycetes, Diaporthales, Diaporthaceae. The coding region runs from base 1 to 1977 and encodes 658 amino acids.